This is a messenger RNA of Linum tenue, 1889 nucleotides long. The record is from the annotation of a GenBank genome assembly. NCBI's taxonomy places the organism in Eukaryota, Viridiplantae, Streptophyta, Magnoliopsida, Malpighiales, Linaceae.
GAGAAACUCUGUGAGAGAGUAGGCGAGUGAGUAGCCCGCGCCAGCCCGUCAGCCAGAGUUUUUGAUCCUUCCAACGCCAAAAAGACAAACGAACGCCAUAAUUGCUGCAGUGAAGGCCAUUACUUGACAAGGAGCCUCUUCGUUUCCAGUUGGGGCCUUCACUUUCGAUCAACUUCCAUAAACCUCCACCUCCGAAUUCGAGAGACAAGCAAAAGGAACAGUUUUCAGAGAAGAAAUGCUUGGAGUCGGCGGAGAUACUCCUUCCAGGUAUGAGUUGUUGACUAUGGUGAAGAAGCACUCGGCCUUCUUAGGGCGGGAAGAGAACCAAGAUCCUUCUGAUGCUCAAAUGGACAUUCGGUUUUGGCGUGAUGUGUUUGAUAUGUACUUUGUCCGUGGCAAAGGGACGAGUGGAAGGGAAGAGGAUGAUCUCAUUUUCUUUGUUAAGAAGAAGAUGGCACAGGAAAGAGGUGCCGGUGAUGACGAGGAUGAUGACUCGCCAUACUUUGUGCGCAGGUGGGCACCUAAGUUGGAUCAUCUAAUAACUGAGAGUUCAGUAGACGUGGACUGGGGGCGCUCAUUUUACCUGAACAUGAUAGCACACACAUCAUACACAGUAACUGUAGCAAUUUGCAGUCACCAUGUCCUUCAGAAUCAUCAAGCUGGCCAGAAUAUGCCUUUGUCUCCCGUAUACAAGGUUGUGAAGACUGUUUAUGCAUCACCAAGUCGUGUAAAUUUUCAUCUGGACUCUAAAAAGGAAGUGGAGACGACACCUGCCUAUCCGGAAAUAUGUUUUGCAGUUGAUGAUUUCGACUCCACUUUUGAUGCUGUGGUCUUGACGGAAAGAGACCAUUGCUAUUGUGUGCUUCUAAAUGCACAUGACGGGGCAGCAUUUCCUAAUGAAAAGGAGUCCCAUGAUAGUGGGUCUAGUAACACCUCCGGUUCUGCAAAGAUGAAAGCAUCUAAGCUCACUCUUUUCUCUGGAUUUGUAAGCUACCAAAUGGUUCGACAAGCUUAUGAGGCUGGCAAGCCUGGGUUUGGGAGCCUUCUUUCACUUGGACAGUCACCCCGUAAACCAGACAGGCUUUUCAUGAAAGGUCCAGGGGGUCGAGGGGAAGUGGAAGUCGCAGUUUCUGGUGUUGCAGGUAUUUUGAAAAUUCCCUCUAAUAAUAAUUCUCUUACCAAUCCUCUCCUGCAUAAUUUUAGAGUUUUCUUUGCUAUACUAAAACUUGGGUUUUUUAAAGAUCAAAGCCAGGUAGGGGAUAUCGGUCCUUUCUCACCUCUCGCAUCAAAGAAAGGAUUUGGGAUUGGGUCAAUUAUGAAAAGAGCAGCAUCUGUUGCAUCUGAAGCUGCAAAGAAUGCUUAUGCUGCUGCUUCAUCCUCAGCUGGUUCUGACGACGAAAUGUUGCCCCUCAAGUGCUGCUUGAUGUCCAUCUCAUUACCUUGGGAAGACAUUGCUUGUGAUCUCUUAUUCAAGGGAAGUCCUCCGGUAAACAUGUGAAAAUUAUAUUCCCUAGCCCUUGGAUGGAAACAUACCCCUGGUCGGAAGAUGAUACAAAGACUAUAGUUGCAUGGAUUCCAAGUUGUAAAUUGAAAUUUCUUCUUUCCCUCCCUCCCGUCUGAGAAAUGUCAUGCUGUUUGUUGUUCAUUGUACUGUAUAAAAUUGCCAACGAUGCAAAUAGGUAUAUUCAAAUGUGUGCCUCCCUCCUUGUUCCCAGAAUUCAAAUCCAGUAGUCGACCUUGAGUUUUAGUAUUCUGUUCAGACUUUCUCUUCUUCUCCAUUGAUGAUUGAACCGGAUUGUAAGCGACCCAAUAGCUUAUGCGAUGAAAUGCAGUCUCCCUGCCGUUAUCCAAGUACAAAAUGUAAUCUAUAUGGCUGAAUUGGAACCAGA